AUGUGUGGAACAAAGAAAUCGGAUGAUUUAAAUGCUGAUGCGGUAUCCAAGGCCUCUUCACAUAAUGAGGAUUUGGAAAAGUAUGUUGAGAGCUUUGAUAAGAUUAUCUCCAACAUUGGUUCCUUGACAAAUGCCAUUGUAGGAGUCUCUUUGGAUGCUAGUAGAGAAAUAAACGACAAGGCUAAAAGAUGGUCUGAAACUUGGUUUUCCAAGUCAAGAAAUGACCGUGAUUAUGGGUACGAUUAUGACGAGUUGGCAGAAGGGUCCAAAGACUCAGUUGCAUUCCCCCCGUUUUACGAAACUAGAGAUGCGGGAAACAACAAUUGCUUUCCCAAGGAUAUAGUGCCACCAAUCUUGCAAGACUUUUGGAAAAACAACUUAUUUUGGCAAGGCGAACCUUUGAAAUUGAGCAGUUUCCCAUUUGGUUAUCGUGCCUACAAAGGACCCUCAAUAAGACAAUACCAUGAUUGUUUGGACAAACAAGGAAAAUCCAUUUGGGACGAAAAGGGGUACUGGAGAUGUCUUUUCCCAGCAAGUGAAUUCUCGACUCGUUUGUUAGAUUUUAAAAAGAAUUAUUUACAAGACUCAAUAAUAACAAAGGAGGAUUUUUUCGAAAAAAUGAAACAAGUAGGUGAAACUGAGGAUAAGCCUAUAAUUGACUUGCAGGAUCAAGGAAAAUUUUUUAACAAGUAUGAAGAUUAUUUGGGUUGGAAGAGGAACCAAUAUGUAGAGAAGGAGAAGAAGGAAAAGGAAAAGGAAAAGGAACAGGAAAAGAAAGCAUUAUUACAGCUCAAAAAUGCCGGUCUUGAUACGCAGGACCGUUACCUCACCUCAAACUCAGUUAGCUCGAAACUAUUUACGGAUGAAGACACUAAUGAAGUAAAAUUGUUGGAAACAAGAAAACAAUGCUUUAGUGAUGGCAACUGCACCCUUACCAAGAUCACUAAACUGAAACCUAUUGGAAGUGCUCAGUGGGUUAGUGAAGAAGAGCAUACCGAGGAUAUACGAGGAGAAAAUGACGGUAAAGGUAACAAAGGAUGGUUUUGGAAAUAA
Lodderomyces oxycetoniae is the source of this 1053-nucleotide messenger RNA. RefSeq lists its product as uncharacterized. Bases 1 to 1053 code for a protein of 350 amino acids. The transcript has a single exon. The record is from RefSeq and is a predicted model, not a curated record. Lineage: Eukaryota; Fungi; Ascomycota; Pichiomycetes; Serinales; Debaryomycetaceae.